AUGAUAAUGAAUCAAAGGAUCAUAGAUCAUUUUUUGUUAAUGGUCUUUCUAUGUUUGAGUUAUGAUGGGGUACGAGGAACAAAGUUGUCCAAACAAGAAGAUUUAGAGUUGGAGAAUCAACUAAAAGUCCUAAAUAAACCUCCAAUUAAAACCAUUAAGACUAAAUAUGGUGAUAUAUAUGAUUGUGUGAAUUUCUACGAGCAACCUGCAUUUGACCAUCCUUUAUUGAAGAAUCAUAAUUACCAUUCUCAGAUGAAACCAUCUUUUUAUAUGAAAGAGAGUGUUUCAACUAUAUCAACAAGUAAUUACAAGUCGUCAAGAAUCGGAUUACCUGAUAGAGGAUGUCCAGUUGGAACUGUUCCUAUCAGAAGAACCACCAAAGAAGAUCUCAUUAGACAUAAACUUAUGCCGCUAUCUGAAGAUGUCAUGUUCAACAAUUCACUCAAUCGCAGAAAAAAACCUUUAAAAGGGUACAAGCUUGCAAUCGUUCAUACUGAAGAUUUUCCAGGUAGCAAAUUUGGUGGAGCUGGGGUUGACCCUGCCUUGUAUGGUGACAAUUUAACUAGGCUAUUCAUACAUUUCACGGAUGGUAAAACUAGUAGUUGUUUCAAUUUGUUAUGUCCUGGAUUUGUUCUUCUAAACACACAAAUACCUAUAGAUGGAGUAUUUGAACCCGUUUCACAACGUGGAGGGAAUAUAUCUGAUAUAGGACUAUCGAUAAAUUGGGAUCUAGAAGAAGGAAAUUGGUGGUUGUUCUCUACGGAGUCAAAUACACCAUUUGGUUUUUGGCCUCGAGAAGUGUUUGAUGACGACUUUGCAUAUUAUGUAACGAGAGUUGAAUGGGGUGGAGUGGUAUAUAGUCCACCAGGAAUACUUGAACCUCCCAUGGGUUCAAGUUUUUUCCCUAUUGAAAACAAUAAUUAUGAUGCAUUUUGUAAAAAUAUGACACUUUUAAGUGAUAGAGGUGGACGACUCUACACAGUAGAGAGUCAAUUGUCUACAUUUUUAUCCAAUAGUGAUUUGUAUAAUGUCUCGACUAUUCCUGGUUUAAUGUAUUAUGGUGGACCUGGUGAAAAGUAG
Messenger RNA from Solanum stenotomum, 1080 nucleotides. RefSeq lists its product as uncharacterized. The record is from RefSeq and is a predicted model, not a curated record. The transcript is spliced from 8 exons. Bases 1 to 1080 code for a protein of 359 amino acids. NCBI's taxonomy places the organism in Eukaryota, Viridiplantae, Streptophyta, Magnoliopsida, Solanales, Solanaceae.